Molecule: messenger RNA, 2444 nt
Organism: Cornus florida
Lineage: Eukaryota; Viridiplantae; Streptophyta; Magnoliopsida; Cornales; Cornaceae
Product: transmembrane 9 superfamily member 8-like
Exons: 7
Coding region: 160-2079 (639 amino acids)
Biological process (GO): protein localization to membrane
Cellular component (GO): membrane
Source: RefSeq, a predicted model, not a curated record
UGAACAUUACACCUCUCCCUUGCAAUCCCCAAUUCAUUGCAGGCUCUUCCUCGUUGGUUCCGUGCUAUUAAAUCCCAAAAACCAAAGAUAGAGAGAGAGAGAACACAAUCUCUGGAUCUAGAUCUCCGCUAAGGUUUUCUCUCUCCUCCUGUAAGUGCAAUGGCGGUUCGAACGCCUCUCUCAUUGCAUCUUUGGAUCUCGGUUUCUCUUCUGCUCUUCAUCCAUGGACACUGCUUCUACCUUCCUGGUGUUGCUCCCCAAGAUUUCCAUAAGGCGGAUCUUUUGAAGGUGAAAGUGAACAAACUGACUUCUACCAAAACACAGCUUCCUUACUCAUACUAUUCACUUAAUUACUGCCGACCAGAGAGCAUUGUUGAUAAUGCAGAAAAUCUUGGGGAAGUUCUUCGUGGUGAUCGUAUUGAAAAUUCUCCUUAUACGUUCAAAAUGCGAGUACCUCAAAUGUGCAAUGUUGUAUGUCGUGUUACACUUAAUGCAAAAACAGCCAAAGAAUUUAAAGAAAAGAUAAGUGACGAGUAUCGGGUGAACAUGAUAUUGGAUAAUCUUCCUCUGGUUGUUCCUCUACAAAGACUAGAUCAGGAAUCUUCCACUGUGUAUCAACAUGGCUUUCAUGUGGGUCUCAAAGGACAGUAUUCUGGUAGCAAGGAGGAAAAGUAUUUUAUCCACAACCACUUAACUUUCACAGUCAAGUUUCACAAUGACAUACAAACAGACUCUGCAAGGAUUGUAGGAUUUGAAGUCAAACCAUUCAGUGUUAAACAUGAAUAUGAAGGCGAAUGGAGUGACAAGACCCGUUUAACAACCUGUGAUCCCCACGCUAAACGCACUGUAACCAGCUCUGAAUCUCCACAAGAGGUCGAAGAUAAGAAGGAAAUUAUUUUCACAUAUGAUGUUGAGUUCCAAGAGAGUGAUGUGAAGUGGGCAUCUCGAUGGGAUACCUACCUUCUGAUGGCCGAUGAUCAAAUUCACUGGUUCUCAAUUGUCAAUUCAUUGAUGAUUGUCCUUUUUCUCUCGGGAAUGGUGGCUAUGAUCAUGUUGAGGACACUGUACCGAGACAUAUCCAAGUACAACCAGUUAGAGACUCAGGAAGAAGCCCAAGAGGAGACAGGGUGGAAACUGGUUCAUGGGGAUGUUUUCAGACCACCUACAAAUUCAGAUCUCCUUUGUGUUUAUGUUGGGACAGGUGUGCAGUUUUUUGGGAUGAUAUUCGUCACCAUGAUCUUCGCCCUCCUUGGAUUCCUCUCCCCUUCAAACCGAGGUGGAUUGAUGACGGCCAUGCUUUUACUGUGGGUCUUCAUGGGCCUGUUUGCUGGAUAUUCUGCUGCCCGGCUCUUCAAGAUGUUCAAAGGAACAGAAUGGAAGAAAAUCACUCUAAGAACGGCUUUCAUGUUCCCUGCAUCUGUCUUUGCCAUUUUCUUUAUCUUGAAUGCUCUAAUUUGGGGUGAGAAAUCUUCGGGGGCAGUGCCAUUUGGAACCAUGUUUGCUUUGGUAUUUUUAUGGUUUGGCAUCUCUGUUCCCCUUGUUUUUGUGGGUGGUUACUUAGGGUUUAAGAAGCCAACAAUUGAGGAUCCCGUGAAAACCAACAAAAUUCCAAGGCAGAUACCUGAGCAGGCGUGGUACAUGAACCCAGUUUUCUCAAUCCUCAUUGGUGGUGUACUCCCAUUUGGAGCUGUAUUUAUUGAGUUGUUUUUCAUACUCACCUCCAUCUGGUUGCAUCAAUUCUAUUACAUUUUUGGUUUCCUCUUCAUUGUCUUCGUCAUCCUAUUGGUCACUUGUGCCGAGAUCACAAUUGUGCUUUGCUAUUUCCAGUUGUGCAGUGAGGACUACCAAUGGUGGUGGAGGUCAUACCUGACAUCAGGAUCCUCAGCCCUUUACCUUUUCCUCUAUGCUGCCUUCUACUUUUUCACAAAGCUUGAGAUCACGAAGCCUGUGUCUGGCAUGUUGUACUUCGGUUACAUGCUGAUUGUCUCAUAUGCUUUCUUCGUGCUCACUGGUACAAUUGGUUUCUAUGCGUGCUUCUGGUUCACAAGGCUCAUCUACUCAUCAGUGAAGAUCGAUUAAGCGAUGUGAUCUGAAGGUAAAUGGUUGGUUUCUAUCUCGAUGAAGCUCAAACUCGCCUUGGAUUGGAUUGGAAAUGUAGGUUGCCCUUGUUACUUCUUGAGACACCAUUGGGGUUCAGUUUUAAAUCAUAAAUCAUAGUAAUUUUUUUUAUCUUUUUUAUCUGUCUUCUCAAUACAUGUUAUUUGGAAGUUGUAUUUCUCCAUUUUGUUUUGUUGUCUUUUUACAUUUCCACUUUGCUUUGUAAUGAGACAAUUGAGAGGAAGCUCGAGCAAUUUCUCUGCCCUCAAUAGUCUAUUUUUAAAAUGUUGAAAGGAAUUCUUGUACUAAAAGUUUAUAGUUAAUAUAUUACUUGUGCAAUUCAUUUA